UUUCAGAGAACAACCAAUGGCUUUGACACCCCCAAUUUGCCUUCAGUACCUAAAGAGGUGUUGCACUAACGAUGUGACUUCAGAAGAUGUGGAGAAAGGCAUUUAUGCGAUCAAAGCAGAUUCUCUUAUUUUAACUGACAUAAAAGCCAUACCAAUAUUACUGAAUUUAGCAUCAACUUUUACAUCAAUUAAAAACACCAAUUCAACUGUGCCUGUUCAUCCUCAUGUUCAAGUUUAUAUUAUUCCAUCAUCAUACAAAGUUGGUUGUUUUCCAAAAGCAAAUAGUUGUAAUGACAGUAAAAGCAUUGAAAGAUUGGAAUUUCUGAAAUGGUGUCAUCUGAAUCUCAAAGGAUUGACUGUAUUCAAUCCUCCAAUGAAACACUGCCAAGCAGCCUAUUUGCAAGCUCUUGCUGCAAGUUUAUCAAGUCAGAGUGUUAUUGUCAGUUCAGAGACUUUCACUUCUGGGUUCAACGGACUAGGUGUUCUGACUCUUACUGAAAUAAUACCAAACUGUGAAAGUUUGAUCAUGGGAAAACCUCUUCAAUUCAAGAGAACUAAGAUUGUUGGUAUUGAGGUUAGGGGUUGUUUACCUCAAUUUGCUGUAUCUACUGAUUUGGUUUUACAGUUUAUCAGAUUUGUUAGAGCACUGUCAGACUGUAUAGUUGAAGUUUGGGGUGAAAGUUUGAAACACAUUUCUUUAUCAGACCGCAUUGCCAUAUCAAACAUGGUCAAAGAGACAAACGUCAGUUGCAUAUUUUUUCCCUGUGAUGAUGUUUGCUCAAUGUUUUUAAAAUCAGCGUCUGAUCUUUUAUUUACAAACCGAAAGGUUAAAGUUUCUAAAGCACCUGUCGAUGCUUCAAUCCCUCGUAAUUAUGAUGAACACUGUGUUUUCAAUCUAGAUGAAGUGGAAACCUCAAUAUCAGGACCAAAGAGAGCAUCUGACAGAAUACUACUAGGAAACUUUCAGACUGCAUUCAAGAAAUCAAUUUAUAAUAAGUUCUCUCCAACAUCAUUUGGUGUGAAGAGCAAAAGUGAAGAUGGAGAAAUUGCAAGGCUUCAUGGUUCAGUAAUUGGAAUGUCACUCGCAGGGUGCACCAACUCAAGCAAUGCUUUUGUUACUUUACAAGCUGGCCUUUUAGCAAAAGCACUGCUUGAUAAUGGUUUUAAACUUCCUGUCUCUAUUCAAGGUUACUAUGCAACUGGAGCAGGCCUGGCAGAUCUAUAUCUCAAUGAAGCUGGUCUCUCAGACAUAAUCGUGAAGUUUGGUCUUGAAAAGAGCACCUCAUGUUGUGUAGAUCCUAACAGUAAAGACAAAACCAGUAACAAUUACUCUAAAGAUGUGAUAACGUGUGCCUUGUUAUCCGGGAACGGGAACUAUGAGAACAGGAAGUUCCCUGGAGCUCGUGCUAAUUACCUAAUGUCCUCUCCAUUAGCUAUUUUACUUGCUGCUGCUGGCAACGUUGAUGUUGAUCUCUCUCAAAAUCAUAUCACUCUACUGAAUGGGGAAACUUUGAAAAUCAGUGAUAUUUGGCCGAGUAGGUCUGAUUUGAUUCAUCUUGAAUGCAAAACAGUUCUUCCUAAAGUGUGUGCAACUGUCUACAAAGAUCUAUCAACGUUUAAUUGUCAGUUUGAAGAAAUUUCAGUUCCAAAUAACCUGCCUUUUCCUUGGAAUCCUUUAUCCUUGUACAUACUCCAACCUCCUUAUCUAGAAUUGCAAACAGUUUUGGGUGAUGUAGAGAAAGCACGAGUAUUGUUAUCGCUGGGUGAUGACGUCUCCUCAGAGCUGGUCUCUCCCUCAGGAAGCAUGAGCAGGAACUCCACUGCUGCUCAGUACCUUAGCAGUAAAGGUCUAGCACCAAAACAGUACGAUUCCUAUGGUAACAGGCGUGGUAACCACAAUAUUGUUGCUAUGGGCAUCUUCAAUAACAACAAGCUUAAAAAUAACCUGGUAUCGAUACCAGGACCAUUUACUGAGCACAUACCGUCGAAUAGUAUUGUUGAUAUCUACGAGGCUGCAAGAAUGUACAAGAAAUCUGGGACACCAUCGGUUAUUGUUGCAGGUGCUAACUACGGUUGUGGUCCAACACGUGACAGCGGUGCACGUGGUCUGCGCCUACUCGGUGUCUCUGCUGUCAUCGCGCGCUCCUUCGACUCCAACCACCGCUCAGAACUCAUUAACCAGGGAGUAAUGCCUGUCCUGUGUGAAGAUGCAGACUGUAUUGAUGUGUGUAGUGAGGUGACUCUAUCGUGGUGUGAUGUCGAGAGUGUGGAAUGUGAGGGGUGGAUGAGCUGGGGGGAUUGUGUCAGUAACUCAGCUAGUAACUCAGUUUGUAACUCAGCUAGUAACACGGCUAGUAAUUCGAAUAGUAACUUAGUGAGUAACUCGAAUAGUAACUUAGUGAGUAACUCGAAUAGUAACUCUGGAAGUGGCACUCAGCCGCUGCCAAAAGUUAACCAAAACUCAACCACAACCUCUCUAUGUUGUAACGGAAGUGUCAGGAUCCGUCUAGCAAUUUACACUGAAGAGGAACUAGAGUUGUUACGGUGUGGAGGCUUACUACACUGGAGAGUAAAGGACUUGCAACAAAAGAAACAGAAAUCCCUUGAAAAACAUCUAAACCAACGAAAAGCAAACUCUCAAAUCAACCACCCAAUGCCCCCAGGUUUAGUUCCACCAAUACCACCAAUGCCUCUACCACCUGGUAUGCCUGGUAUGCCUGGUAUGCCUGGUAUGCCUGGUAUGCAUGGUAUGCCUCACAUGAUGCCCCCUCCAUAUUACACUCCACCUUAUCCUGACAUGGUGCAAUUUGUACCUGUUGUGCAGUAUGUUCCUGUACCGUACAACCGUAGUCAACAGCCAAUCAAUUACGUGCCUCCUCCUGAUUUGUAUAAUAAUGGCUAAUUAAUUUAUUAACACGUCCUGAUAAUUAAUUUAUUAAUUAAUUUAUUAUUGUUCUUUUAUCGUGAUCUUUAGCUGGAUUUCAGAGCUAGUUUCUUGCAGAGUUUUGAACUAGAGUGUAUUUGAUAUAGUUAUAUUUCAUAGGCUUGUUUCUAAAAAUAGGAUUAGGGAUCACAUAUUACGAAUGCCAGCCUAGAGGAGAAGUGGUUCGAAAAGAAACCUUGCCCAAGUGUAAUUUCUGCACAAUAGCUUAAAUUUGUUCUCUAAGAUCUGGCUAACGUACCAUGUAGACGAUCCCUAAGCUUUCCUUGGUUUUUAGCAGUGUCUAAAACUAAGAUCAAAAAUUUCCUGUGGUAAAACUCCUACGAUAAAAUAUUUCUAAAUAUCUGAUUGAUUUGUUUUAUCUUGCAGUACCUGUUGAUGUUUGUGAUGUUGGAGAUUUUAAACACAGGCAAGUGUUGAUUGGCGAAGUUUAGUUUAAUUUAUUAAAACUUUUUGAUUUUAUAUAAUUUUGUAUUUAGAAGACUGUUGUUUAAAGAGAUUAAGUGUAUUUUAUGGUGUACAGAGAUAAGAGAUAAACCUUCACAGAUCCAAUCUGCUUUUCUUCGUUGUGUACGGGCCCAUUUUUAUCGAUGUAAUAAUUUCCGAUCAAGUCAUGGAGUUACGAAAAAAUAUUAUUUCAAAUGGACAAAAUAAAUACACAUUAACCAAGAAAUACACAUUAACAAAAUAAAUACACAUUAACAAAAUAAAUACACAUUAACAAAAUAAAUACACAUUAACAAAAUAAAUACACAUUAACAAAAUAAAUACACAUUAACAAAAUAAAUACACAUUAACAAAAUAAAUAAACAUUAACAAAACAAAUACACAUUAACAAAAUAAAUACACAU
Molecule: messenger RNA, 3792 nt
Organism: Bolinopsis microptera
Lineage: Eukaryota; Metazoa; Ctenophora; Tentaculata; Lobata; Bolinopsidae
Exons: 6
Coding region: 17-2902 (961 amino acids)
Biological process (GO): tricarboxylic acid cycle; citrate metabolic process
Cellular component (GO): mitochondrion; cytosol
Molecular function (GO): iron-responsive element binding; aconitate hydratase activity; 4 iron, 4 sulfur cluster binding
Source: RefSeq, a predicted model, not a curated record